Molecule: messenger RNA, 615 nt
Organism: Pestalotiopsis fici W106-1
Lineage: Eukaryota; Fungi; Ascomycota; Sordariomycetes; Amphisphaeriales; Sporocadaceae
Exons: 4
Coding region: 1-615 (204 amino acids)
Source: RefSeq, a predicted model, not a curated record
AUGCGGAAGAUGCGUGCAACAAGAGAUCACUGCGAUAUAUCAAGCCAGAAUCCUUGUUCGCGAUGCGCAGUUCACGGUACAAAGUGUGAGCUACAAACAGAUAGGCUUCAGAGCACGCUGGAUGAAGCCGGUAACUGGGGCAUGCCCGCUCCGAGCGAGGCUCCUGGUAGCCAAGGAGGCAGUGUGGAUGGGACCGGAGGAGGCGUGGAUGAACAAGCUUCUGGCUCCGGACCUGUUGGGGCUAUGAACCAAUCUGAACCAGAUCCUGGACACGAGCUACGAGGGCAUAGGCAUCGCGAUCCUGGGAUCGGGUUUAGUGGCUGGGAAACUUACGGCUCUAGAAACAGGCCUAUAGAACCUGCGGAUCCCCAAGUAUUGAGAUACGAAAGACGAAACGAUCCAACCAGGACCGGAGCAGCCGCACCCCAAGUCCAUGAGGUGAUAUACAACUACCAAGCUUUGACAGCAUGUUCGGACGUUAUGUCCCUUCUAAUCCUGCAUACGGACCUCGAGGAGCACCAAGUCAGCAAGGGUUUGCAAGCGGGUCAGAGAGACCCGAAAACCAAGGCUCUGGAAAUCAGUUCAUGGGAGUUGCAAGUCAACCAGAGCGUAUAG